AUGGCAGCUGUUCAAUCAAGAUUACCAGCUCCACCAUCACAUAAAAUAAUUGAGAAAAACGCUACCAAACAAACCGUUACAACAAAACUUCGUAAACCAACAACCAUUUCUACUUUGCUAACUGCGCCUUCUUCGAAACAAGCAAACAUACCAGCACAAGAACAAAAAAAAAAAAAACUUCCAUCGACUGCACCUGCAACGAUAACUGCACCUUCUUCGAAACAAGCAAACAUACCAGCACAAGAACAAAGAAAAAAAAAACUUCCAUCGACUGCACCUGCAACGAUAACAACGCCCAAAAAGAAAUCACCUAAAAUUACCGUUCCUACAAAGAAACCUGAUUUUGCCCACGUUAAACCACGUAUUGGUUCAUUGGAUAAUGCAACUCAUAAACCGAAAGGUGGUGAUAAAAAGAUUUAUUCCGAAAGACCAAACUUUUCUAAUGUAACAUCACGUGUCGGUUCAUUGGAGAAUGUCAACCAUACACCGAAAGGAGGAGAUUUGAAGAUAGUUUCCGUGAAGUCGGAUUUUUCAAAAGUUAAGUCACGUGUUGGAUCAUUAGACAACAUCAAUCACGUACCAAAAGGUGGUAACGUUAAAUUGCUUUCCAGUAAACCGAAUUUUACGAAAGUACAUUCGCGUGUAGGUUCCUUUGAUAAUAUUGAUCAUAUUCCAAAAGGUGGUGAUAAAAUUAUAUUUAAUGAUAAUUUAAGCUUUACAAAUGUAAAAUCUCGUGUCGGUUCUUUGGAUAACAUUCAACACGUUCCUAAAGGUGGUGAUGUUAAAAUAUUUGAUGAAAAAUUAAAGUUUAGAGAAUUAGCUACUCCAAAAAUAAUUAGUUAUUCUUCCACCACUUCUAGCGUUGAUUCUUCGGUUAUCGCUGAUGAUGAUCGAUCAAGCCUUGAAUAUCAGACAUUAUAUAAUACUCCUCAUACGCCUGUUAUCGAAGUGAUGUCUCCUAUUAUGGAACGUUUCGAAGAAGAAGAAAUACGUGAAGAUUUAUCUCAUAUCGUCGAAACUGGAUUCCAUGAUUCAUUUCAGGAAGUAAACAAACACACCGAAUUUUCUUCUCAAAAUAAUUUCGUUGAUAAUGAUCAAUACUUUUCUGGAAAAGAAACACAUUAUCAACAUGGAAUCGUUUGUGAUGAAGUUAACGAUGAAGAAGAUUUUCAAGGAAAUCCUACUUCUAAAAGAGAAUCCACUAUAUUUUUUACUGAGAAUCCUUUAAAUGAUUCUGAUUUAUCUUUUGAAGUUAACGUUCAAAGGAAAUCAUUUUUAUUAUCUAAUGCUGAUAUAAAUUCUAUAGAUGAAGAUAUAAAUCCCGCUUCAUCAAAAGAAAUGGUUCAUACGGUUGAAAUUCCUCCUAAAAAUGAAAAUGAUUUUCAAAAACUUGAAUUAACUUUCGCUCAACAACGUAUUUAUGAUGAAUCUUGGCUAUAA
Molecule: messenger RNA, 1440 nt
Organism: Funneliformis mosseae
Lineage: Eukaryota; Fungi; Glomeromycota; Glomeromycetes; Glomerales; Glomeraceae
Source: the annotation of a GenBank genome assembly